AUGUCUGACGACGUAAUGGUUUCUAAAGUUAUUCUACAGGAACAGCGUGGAAAUUUUUUACUAUCUGAUGUAAAGGAAGAACCACGUGAUUCCAUCCCAACCCCGUCAACUUGUUCUGACAAUUCACACAUUCCCAUCACUACAGCUGUUCAUGAGGUCACCCAACCAACCAAUCAAAUUCAGCUGGGAGCUACAUUUAGUUACAUAUCCCCACCACCUUAUUUCUCAACAGCUGAACGUUUAAAUAUUCCAGGAACACAUCCUCUUACUUGGCCAAAUAUUUACCAACAACAGAUCUCUGGAACAUCUAAUGAACCUUUAAUGUUGCAUAAUGUAUCGACUGUGCGAAGUUGUUCUCCUACCAUUACUACCGUCAGUACUUUAACUCCUGUUCUUUUGUCUGGCGUAUUUCCUUCAUAUCCACCACAACAGUUCCAUCAAAAUCAACCAUUACCUAAUCCCAUACACAUUCAAAACUCUUCAUCUAGUGCACUUGUAAGCACUGGUCUUCAUUUUCCUUUGAACGAGACCAUUAAUUCGUCAUCUAUAGGUAACAAUGCGUUUUAUGGAUUUUUACCUGGCAGCGGGAAUCCUUCGAUAUUACAAUCAUCUGGACCAACAGUUUGCAAUGCAUUUAACCAUAACCCUGUUCAUCCAUUGUAUCAUAAUAACAAAUAUCUCCUAGCUCCUCAGUAUUCACCAACAAUUUCAACUUCAACUGUCUCAACAUCAAGUUAUCUACCAUCUAACCUACCAAUUCAUAUUCAACCAUCAAUGAUAACACUAAACCCAACUAUUGAAUCAACUGAUGACAUUAGCAGAAUAAUCUCUAACUCUUUCAAUGUCGAAAAUCGCACUCAUGGAAAUAAUAAUAAUAAUAAUAAUAAUAAUAAUAAUAAUAUUGUUUCACAAACAGUUAUUCAUCCUAACGUUGGUAGCUCUUGUACAAGUCAUCUUUCAAAUAAGAAUUCUAUUCCUAGGGAACUUGCUCAUUCAUCAUAUGAAUCAUCGCAUCAACAUUCUCUUAUUAAAUCGACAAUACGCAAGAGUAGUUCUACAGAACCUGUCAGUAAUAUCAAUAAAAUACAGUCAAUUUCAUCAGGAGCAGUAGCAACAACAGUACAGGCAGUCUCAACGACAACUGGUGUCCCUGUUUUGGACAAACAAAUUCAUGUUACAGUAUGUUCUACCUCUGCUACAACUAUGACUACUACUAGCUCUACCGCUCCCAUUAUUGACAAUAAUUUUGAUCCAAUAAUUGAAAGUUCUUUCGAUGGAGUUCUAUGGGGUCGUAUAUAUCGUCGUGCAGAUGGUGAUUUAAUGCUUCCUGGAUUAGGUACACUUUGUACAUUUAAAAGUUCAAAUUCAGUGUUAAGACAAAUCUGUCAAAUGACUAAAACAGACGAUAGUCUUGCAUUACAACUAUCGCCAUCUAGAGUUCAAAGUGAAAUUGAAAAAAAUCAUCUAUCAACUUCACCAUUGAAUCCAUCAUCGAAAAAAGGUCUUCAUAUUUGUCUUUGUUGCCGAUUAACAUUUACCAGUAAUUCUGUAUAUGAAUGUCAUUUGAAUCGUUCAGUAGCCCAUAUGUAUUAUCGAUGUCACAUUUGCAUACAGUUGAAUAGUAAUAAUAAUGUGUCUACAACCAAUGCAAAUAGUGUAAAUUCCAUGUUAAUUCCCAACGUAACAACUGGUACAGAUUCUAGUAUUGCAACGACAACGAUAACGACUACUAAUACUGCUAUUAACAACAAGAAUGAAAAAAUUGCCAACCAUAAAAAUGUUACUGAUUUUCAAUUUUAUUCAAUUCUACCUGGUUAUAUCAUAAAAGCGAACAAUCAUUGCGCUAUAUUCAGUCAUUUCACAUCGGCUCAUCCUAAUCAAAUGGGUUUAUGGACAUUGGAACCAUCAUUGCUUACUAUGUACUCUUUAAGAGGAUCUAUCACAAGUGCAGAUUUAAAAAAAUCAUCACUUUCGGAUUUAUUAUCAAAUGCUCCAAAAGAGAAGACAUUAAAUCAACUUUCAAAUCAGUCUGACAGAUUUCCAUCUGAUCCAUUCUCUAAUCAUACAUGUCUAUCAGGAAUUCUCAGUGAUCUUCAUCAAAGUCUCAACAAUAUAUCUGGUCUAGAUAAUUUCGACUUGCUUCAUCCAUCAUUGUCAACAUCACUGAAUAUUAAUAACAAGAAUAGUCAUGAUUAUAAUUUAUUGUCAGAUUCUCCUAUCAUCAAUGCAAGUGAUUAUGAUGAUAAUAUUAUCAUUGAAAAGUUCUAUUCCUUACAACGUAUUUACAAACCGAUAGUAAUUCAUUGUCAAAAACAAAUAACCAAUGAAACUACCACUGACAACAAUAUUCAUCAUCGUCAAUUGCAUUAUGACUUGCAUCUACCGAAGUUGCCUAGUUCCGACAGUUUAUUAUUUCGUAUUAUUCUUAGUCUGGCCAAUUCUGAUAUUUGGCAAAGUCAUCUAUUCUUAUCGAAUUGGUGUCAUAAUAAUAGUAAUAAUUCAAAUAAGUCGUCAUCGAAUGAAAAUGGAGGUGUUGACAAGUGGAGUACUUUUAUGUGUUGCUAUGGUGCUAAUAAUAAGAAGAAUAACUCUUCAGAUAUUUUAUUCAGUAUCGAUGACGAUGAUGAUGAUGAUUACGGUGAUGAUGACGAUGAUGGUGAUGAUGAAGACCGUAAUCGUGAUUAUGGACGUGAUUUUCACAGUAAUAUUAAUUCUAAUAGUAGUGACAAAAGUGUCAUUGAUAGGAAUUUUCAAAGCAGAAUAUUAACGAAGCCAUUGUCUUUACCAAAACUGUGUGAUACUUGUCUACCACCUUCCGCUCCAUCAAUUACAUAUUUGAAUGAGGCUCUAGGUUCAUUGAUUUCUUCCAAAUAUGAUGAUCAUCAUGCUUCAAUGUGUUCUACAAAUACAACAGUCAGCCGAACGUCUGAUAAUAUAUGCAAACCGAAAUCAGUGAUAUCCAAUUCGGAUCAAAAGUUUGGGAUAUUACGUUGUUUAGUUUGUAAAUUUCGAACAAAUAAUCAUAAAUCACUUAUUGAACAUCUUAUCGGUAGUCCACCAUUAAAUCAUACAAAAUGUGGUCUAUGCGGCCAAUUGUUAUUUGCUAAUCAACCGUCACUUUGUUCAGUUAAAGCGCAUCUACUCUUACAUUUAGGCUGUUUUUUAAUGUGCCCUCAAUGUGGAUUUACGCCUCCAUUACAUUUGCCGCCAGACUGUGCAGAAUUAUGUUUACGUGUUCACCUGCGUUUUGUUUGUUAUCAUUUCAAUUUGAAAGAAAUAUUUCGAUGCAAUUAUUGUGAUGGGGAUGGUAAAGCUUAUCCUACUUAUGAUAACUUGUGUCACCAUCAUUUGGGACAUCAUGUAAAGCGAAUAUAUUCAUGUUUAUGGUGUGCACAACAAACAUGUAGUAAUAAUUCUGAGAGUUAUAAUAAUAAUAAUAAUACAAAUUAUACUAGUACCAAAGCUUUUCAGAUAUCAGAGACAGCAGGUGAUAAUGCCUCAAUUCCAGUUCAUGACGUCUUAAAAAGAAAACUCACAUCUGCAGCAUAUCUUACGGCUUCUAUUCAUAUGAAUAAAGAAAAUAUCAAAUUGACAUGUUCCACGAAUACAUCACAUACAAAUUCACGUUCUAACUCCUCUCAUGGUUCGGUCAAUAGUUCAAUUCUUAAUAAGACUCAAAGUAUUUUUCGUUCCAAUUCCAUCCAAGAAUUUUUAGGUCAUUUCAAAAGUGUUCAUUGGUCUUCUAUAGUUUCUAGUGCUAUCGAAAAAUUUAACAAGUGCGGUGCUGUCCAACAUGAAUUUGAACAAUCAUCAGAUAACAUCUUAACUAUUGAUGUUCCAGAGUCGCCACCACCACGUUCUCUUCAUCCCGCUGUUGUUGUUGUAGGUAAUAAACAAACAUCUUCAGUCAAUAAUGAUGUUCGUAAAGUUGGUAAUUGUGUUGGUAAUGAUGGUGUUACUUCUUCAGAUCCACAGAAAUCAUCCAAAUACUCGGAUGUUAUACAAAUGAUAGAUGAAUUACAAAAGAUUCACACGAAUGACAAUAAUAAAAAUGUUAAAAAUAAGUUAUCUAUAAAGUUAGCUCCAAAGGUUGAUUAUGGUAUAGAACUUCAAUGUAUUGAAUGUUCUAAAGAAUUCAGUACGAGAGAACACUAUAUGGAACAUUUUCAAAAAGAACAUGCAUCAAAAUGUAAUCGUGGAUGCUUUUAUCGUUGUUUUGGUGCAUGUAAACGUCUUCUACCAAAUAUUCAUGAUUUUCGUGAACAUUUAGCUGAAUGUCGUCAUGCCCAAUCUAUAUUUUAUUCAACAUUUGGUCAUUUCUAUAACAAAGAUAAAGCAUUUGAUUUGUUCAAUGUUGAUUCAUUGCCAAUAAAUGUAGAGAAUAAUAAUAAUAAUAAGCAUACAAUUGAUGAACGCCAAGAACAAUUAAAUGUAAAUAAUACUGAUCGAAUAUAUUCAAGAAACGUGCAUAAAAUUAAUAAACAUAAUAUUGAUGAUAAUAGUAAUACUAUACAGGGUUGUAAAUUAUGUUUCUGUGCUUAUUGUGGAAUUGGUUCACAAAAAAAAUCUAUGAUGAAUUCUUCGUCUAUAAAUUUACCAGAUCCAGUGUUACCUAGUUUAGAAUCCUGUACAUCAGAUGACGGUAAUUCUAUCCCAAAUAUCAGUAACAUUACAACGAACACCAUAAGUAACAAUAAUGAUGAUAAUAGUAAUAGCCAAUUGAAUAAUGGUGUUAACGUUGUCCUACAAUCACAGUUUUCAGUAGAUAGUAUCAGCACUGGUUAUUUAUCGGAAGAUGAUCAUACUGGAUUUGAUACAACUAAACAACCAAUGCAUAACAGCACAAUUAAUAAUCAUAAUACUAAUAUCCAGCGAUAUAAUCUUUACACACCAAAAUAUUUUUCUAAUUUAAUUAACUUACAUAUUCAUGAGAAUAAUUGUCAUUAUUCAAAACGAAAUAAAUUAAUUGCAUGUCCAUGGUGUCAUAUACGUAUGACUUGUAGAAAAAAGGAUAAAACUCGUGCUACCCAUAUGCAUUUAUUCUCACAUCUUCAUGAACAUUGUAUGGCUACUUGGUGUCUUGAACGUAUGCGUAAGUGGAAUGAAAAUGCCAAAGUUCUGCCAAAUUGUGUAUGUGGAUUGGCUUUGCUCGAUUCUCCACAGGCUAUUUUAUCACAUGCCGGAGUUCACUUAUUAUAUACAAACAAAUACAAUUCUUCCAAUAUUAUCCCAGAUUCACUACAACAUCGUUCAUACAAACACUCGUUGUCAUCAUCACCAUUAAAAUCCCAACUAAAUUCUUCUGAAGAAUGUUUAUUACCCAAACCUAGUGAUCAUAUUCCCUGUCCCAUAAAAAUCUAUCGACACUUACGAUUCGGUGUUUCCGCGAAAUUCGAUACCCAUCUUUCCGAGUUUAGUCAUCGAAGUUCAUAUUUCACAUGUCCUGUGUGUAUGACUAAGCUAAAUACUCGUUGGGCUUUAACACAGCAUGCUUUUUCUGAGCAUUGGGGCACUCUUUGUUAUAUUUGUUGUAUUUAUACUGUUAAACCGAUUGAAGAAAAUUCCUCAGCAGAGAGAAAUAAUCAUAAUACAAACCCUCCAAAUCUAUCUACUAUAUCCUCGUCCUCCUCCUGUCCGUCGUCGUCAUCACCAUCAACUGCAGCAUCAGUAGCAACAUUUGACAGAAGUAAUCGAAACGGUAAAUCAAAAUCGGAUUUAUCCACUACAACAUUAUGGGAUCAUAUAUUUCUUUGUAUGAAUAAACGUCUUGAAUUGUUGACCGCUUGUCAUCACAGCACACCUACAUCAUCAUCAUCAUUAAUAGGAUCAAGGAAUGAUCAAAAUAAUUCUGAAUGUUCAUUGGAAGAAAUUCAAUCAAAUUUCGAAAAAGAAAAUGAUGAUUUAUCAGUACCCAAUGCUACAAUUGUUAUUGACAGUUCACCAGAAAGUUGUGAUCAUGGUAAAUUAGUUUCUUCACAGCAAAAUAAUUGGAGUUCGUGUUCUGGAGUUGUUAAUACUUCUUCAUCUUCUAUCAGUACUAAUAUCACUAGUGUCAUUACUACUUCUAAUACAAUGCUUAGUAAUCCUCCUACUUUUGUUGUCUCAGUUGGUAAUUCUGUUAGUUCAUCAAUUACAACUGCAACAUCUUCAUUCACGCCAUCGACUGAUAAUUCUGACAAAUAUGUACAUAAAAUUUUCAAUAAAAAAUCAUUGGAAAUAAAAAAUACAUAUCGUAAACGUUCCCUUCAAGUAGAUAAUACUUAUGAUAAUGAUGAUGAUGACGAUGAUGAUCGGGAUUAUGUUGGAGAACAGAAUGUUGUUAGUGAUUAUGUUACAAAUACUGACCACAGUAUGAAAUCAAAAAAUCACAUCGCAAACAACUGUAAAUUGGUGAUUAAAUCGAAAUCAUCAGGAUUGAAUACUAUACCACAGUCCACAUCUGAUAUUUCUAAAAAACGACGUAUCUCAAAAGAUUUAGAUGAUCAUACAAAGAACCAUGGUGCUUGUCAUGAUGAAAUGGUAAAGAACAAUUUAACUACUUGUAGUAGUAGUAGUACUAUUAGUAGUGCUCCCACUACUCACAACAUUACUACUACUAGUAGUAGUAUGAAUUAUUCUACCUUUUCUGGUAAUUAUUUACACAAUUCCGAUUUAGAUGAACAAGAUUGCUCAACUAUCUGUCCUGAUGAUAACGACGUUAAUACAGAAAAAAUUUGUGUAAUUUGCGGUAAAAAACAAACAGCUGAUACAUGGGAAGAACAUUGUCUAUCUCAUCGAAAUCCUAAAAUGGCAUGGGACGGUGUUCGAAUCUCUCAACCAGAUCGACCAGCUUUCUGUGAAGUUAGACCUAUUAAAGUCUAUAGAUGUUACAUUUGUUAUAGACGAUUUACUAUUCGAUCUUCAUGUUUUCGUCAUAUGACCACUGUGCAUCGUUUAAAAAAGUCGCAGUUAGAUGCAAGUCUUUUAACUGAAUUAUCUAGUCCAAAUUCAAAAAGAACAAAUUGUCCUGAAUUGAAUAAAUUAAGUUCAGAGUUGGGAAAUUGUUCACUUAGUUUAUCAAAUUACAUCAAAAAUAGUAAAAGUCAUAUUUCACUGAAGAAACCUGUUAAUAUUACUAGUACUACUACUAAUAGUAGUAUCACCACUACUACUACUACUACUACUUCUCCAUUGAAGCAUCAUUCAAUUUAUAAUAAUAUAUCAAAUACUGUUGAUUCUAA
Messenger RNA from Schistosoma guineensis, 7220 nucleotides. Lineage: Eukaryota; Metazoa; Platyhelminthes; Trematoda; Strigeidida; Schistosomatidae. The record is from the annotation of a GenBank genome assembly.